GAUGCCCUUCAUACCCAUUUUGCUUGUGCUCGCCGGGCUGAGCUUUUUGUUUCGGCGACGGCGAUACCAAGCCAUCGAGCAAAAGGAGACUCCCCGGGUGGUUGUUAAAGGGCAUACAUAUUCGGAUACUGUGGAAGAGAUAGAAUUACCGCAGUUGCGAAGUGAAAGGGUCGAGAAUGUUCGGAAAGCGUGUAUGAUAGGCGCGGGAUAUGUGGGUGGGUUGACAGCGCUGGUCCUUGCGUCGCAAAAUCCACAUAUCCAGUUCUAUGUCGUCGACAGUGAUGCUCGACUCAUUGCCGCAUGGAAUUCAGAUCGCCCUCCCGUCUUUGAACCUGGGCUGGAAGAUCUCCUAUAUGAACCUGAUGAUCCACCGCAACUGCCAUCCCCGUCACCCUCUCCAAAGCCAGCGUUCUCACAACAUGAGCACGAUCUAGAAAGUUCAAGUAAUAAUAUAAGCCAUGGGGAGCUUGUUAAAGUCGUACCGCGGCGGAGAAAGCUCGCAAAUGUGAGCUUCUCGACUAAUAUGCACGAGGCUGUGGCGGCGGCAGACAUGGUCUUCCUGUGCGUCGACGCGCCAUCCAGUAUAACGGACGAAGACAAAACCAAUUUAGACCUUUCACGCUUGGAAAUAGCCAUCCAGGCGAUCGCACAGGUUUCGACUGGGCACAAGAUCAUAGUCCAGAAGUGUACCGCCCCGUGCGGCAUCGUGCCCCGGCUAAAGAAACUCUUAAAAGAAACGGCCUCCCCGUCGGCAUCCUUCGAUGUACUCUCCAAUCCCGACUUCCUCGUUCCCGGCGCAGCAAUCAGAGAUCUCCUAUAUCCACCCCGUGUGAUCAUCGGACACAUUUUCUCGGAAGACAUGUCGCCCGAAGCUCUAACAGCUUUAAAGCGAUUAUAUUCCCCCUGGGUCCCGGAUGAUCGCAUUGUGACCAUGGACGCCUGGUCUUCGGAACUAGGCAAGAUAGCGGCCAACGCCUUGCUCGCCCAACAGAUAAGCAGUCUCAAUUCACUCAGUGUUCUGUGCGAGUCAACGAACGCCAAUAUCAACUAUGUCACGGAGACACUCGGGUUAAGUCAGCGAUCGGGAUUAGGAUUUGGUGGAUCGAAUCUGCAAUCGGACGUGCUGUGUUUGGUGUAUCUGGCGAGGGAAUUGGGAUUACAGGAGGUGUUCGACUACUGGAUGGCGGUGCUUCGGAUGAAUGAAUACCAGCGACAUCGCGUUGUCAAACGCUUAAUUACCCGUCUGGGUGAUGUGAAGGAGAAGCGAGUCGCGGUACUUGGGUUUGUGUCCAAAGGAAAUGUGAUGGAUACGCGGACCACAACGGCAUUGGGCUUGGUCCGAACAUUGACGAGCAAUGGAGUGCGAGUCAACAUAUACGAUCCACACGUCCAGGCCGACCGCAGCGAGAGUACCUUACGACUUUACGAUUGUCAUCCGGAAAUGGUAACCGUGACCGAAUCCAUCGAAACAGCGUGUUUUGGAUGCAGCGCGCUGGUGCUACAUACGGAUUGGGAGGAGUUUCGUCAGGAUGCGGUGCGCUGGCAACGCAUUGCCGGCCAUAUGGCGAGUCCCAGGGUACUCUUAGACCCACACGGCGUCUUUGAUGGGUUCAAGAUGCAGCAAUGGGGAUUUGAGGUGUUGCAGGUUGGCAUCCGCAGUGCGAAGGUGGUGUGAGCUGGUAUAAUAUUUCUUGUAUUGUAUCCUGUAUG
Molecule: messenger RNA, 1710 nt
Organism: Aspergillus alliaceus
Lineage: Eukaryota; Fungi; Ascomycota; Eurotiomycetes; Eurotiales; Aspergillaceae
Gene: ugd2
Product: putative UDP-glucose dehydrogenase Ugd1
Exons: 3
Biological process (GO): polysaccharide biosynthetic process; glycosaminoglycan biosynthetic process
Cellular component (GO): cytosol; nucleus
Molecular function (GO): NAD binding; UDP-glucose 6-dehydrogenase activity
Source: RefSeq, a predicted model, not a curated record